Molecule: messenger RNA, 6204 nt
Organism: Empidonax traillii (willow flycatcher)
Lineage: Eukaryota; Metazoa; Chordata; Aves; Passeriformes; Tyrannidae
Gene: AKAP11
Product: A-kinase anchoring protein 11
Exons: 12
Coding region: 150-6059 (1969 amino acids)
Biological process (GO): intracellular protein localization
Cellular component (GO): cytoplasm
Molecular function (GO): protein kinase A binding
Source: RefSeq, a predicted model, not a curated record
AGAUGUGCCUAGUAAUAAUCUCUUGCUAUGUAUUCUUGAAGAGGUUUUACUGAAGAGGUUGUAGGGUGGAGGAAGGUGAAGAAUACAGUUACUUGAUGACGCUGGUAUUUUUGAGCUGACUUUCAUCAAGUACUAAGACUGGAAAGAUCAUGGACAUGUAUGCCAGAGCUCAGGGCAGUCGAAUGAAACCAAGAAUAUCUGUGAAACAGAGUUUUGGUGAAGGUAUACUGCACUCUAUGAAGUCACUGCUACACAGCAGGAAAGAGUUAUGCAAUGUAUCAGCAGAGGAAUGCCUAAAUCGGGAAGAAGAAGAUAAUUUUAUUGAGAUUACAUUUAUAGGUUUUGCUGAAGAGAUGGGUACUGCUCGCUUGCAGGAGUUGUCAGCUGUUUCUGUAGAGCUUCCAGAUGUUCUGAAAUCACUCCAGUUGCGCAAACUAAAGGAAAACGAGGCUAUAUUUCUAAAAGAUGUAAAGAAAAGCUUGGCAAAACCUUGUGUCGUGAAACAUCAGAAUCAACUUGCUGAAGUGUUUUGUGUGGUGAGACUGACUCCUUCAUUCCCAAGGAUCAAAGUUGAUUAUAUAUUUACCUUGCUGAGCAAGUAUACCACAGGCAUAAGAUAUGCAGUAGAAAUCAACUCUUCACAAAAACAUCAAACAGAGACAUCCCAUGGAGAAGAUGAUGACACUAAUCACUCAGUUUCUUCAAUUGAGGAUGAUUUUGUUACUGCUUUUGAACACUUAGAUGAAGAUGAACCUUCAAAGAUACAAAAUACUGGUGCAUGCAGCUUUACUUCUCAAAACCAUCGAGAUGCUGCUUCACAGACCAUCCCUGCUCAGUGUUUAGAAGCUGUUGACUCAAAGAUCCUUGUAGGUUCUGCACAUCAAAAGUCAUCUGCUAGAUCUUCUACUUUGAUUGAUGUUUUGGGACUUAAGGAACUGUCCUCAGUAAAGAAUUCAGUAACAACCUCAAUAUCUGAUCCUUGGAUACAAAGGAGUUUCUAUAAGCCAUAUAAUCCUUCUGAUCAAGGUGUUCAUUUUUUACGUAAAACAUUGUUUUCUUCCUCUCCAGCUGAAUCCUCUGAGUCAGACUGCUCCAGUCCAAGCCCCAUCAUCUUCUUAGAUGAAGAAGGGUAUCAAAAAAGCUUGAAGGCAAAACUUCAGCUGCCAAAAAUUCCAGUAGUGAAAGAUGGUAUAGAGGAUUCAGACUCAGAAGUAAGUGAAUUUUUUGAUAGUUUCGAUCAGUUUGAUGAGCUGGAGCAAGCCUUGGAAAACUCUUGUAAAAUUAUUAGGGAACCCAUCCUAGGGAAUCCCACCCAGAAAAGGAGGACUGCACAUGAAAAGUUGUCUUCUACAAGCAUUACAAUGAAUCCUCAGAAGUUCAAUUUUGAUCGUCCCACUCUCCCAGCCAGUGUAAAGAAACCAACUCCUCGUAAGCCAGAAUCACCAUACAGCAGCAUCUUCGAGGUCCCGGAUUCCCCUCGCCCAGUUAAAACAUCAGGGGAAGAGAAUGGAGGCUUCUUCAGCCCUAUUAGAACGUCAGCCUUCAGUCCACUGGGGAGCUGUGGUUCUUCCGAAUGUUUGUGUCGAAGUAGUCUUGGUGGAGAUGGGACAGGCCGAAAUCACCAUGAUGCAGCUUAUAAUAGUUACUCGGCAUAUGCUGAUAGUGUUUCAUCUGAAAUACUUGGUUCUGUUUUUUCUUCCGAGUCCUCAUCAGUAAAAGUGUGUGCAGGAGAUGAUUCGAAGCACAAAAGGAUUGCUUUGAAAGAGAAAAAAAGGCAAGCUGCAGAUCUCAAAAUGAAAACUAGUAAGGAACCAGAUAAACAAGCAAAAUCUAAACAUAAGUCACUUAUGAUUAGAGAUAGCAUUCAAAAAUUUGCAACUGAAUUGGUUGAAAAAAGUUUUGGCAGUGCAUUUAAAGACCUGCAAAAAGGUGUUUCCUCAUGCACCAAUGCACUUUGUCAUUUGGCUGCUAGGUUGACUUCUUCGGUCUUUCAGAUGGCUUUUUAUGAGAUUGGAAGACGUAGAGCAAUCUCCCUUAAGGAACGUGCCAUUAAUGGGAUAGCAAACUUUUUGGUGAGCGAAGCUAUAACUGCUGCUUUGAAAGAACUGCGUCACGUAAAGAAACAAAUAUUUACCAACACUGUUGCACGGUUUGCAGCAGACCUUGCUGAAGAACUUGUGUUUGAAGGAAUCAUGGAAGUAUGCCAGUUCUCAUAUCCAUCGACACCUACAGCUUCACAGCCUUCAUCAUUUGAUUAUGAAAACAAAGUGGUAAGAUCCUAUGCCCGAGAUUUGUCUGAAUCUGUCAUUCAGGAGGCAUUUAUUGAACUAUCUCAGGUUGACGUGACCUUCACAACACAAGCAGCCAUUAGUGUUUCCAUGGACAAUAUUAAAUAUGUAAGCGCAGAAAGUAUGUUAGAGUCAACGCAGACCUCCACAGUUUUUCCUAAUUUUAAUGAUAGGAUAGCACUAAAGCCAAUCCAAGAUUCCAAGAAGGAAUAUACAGUACAUCAAGCUCUGUUUUGCACCUCUGGCAUUGUAAGUUCAAUACCUGUGCCCUUAGCUGGAAGAGCUCUUUGUCAACAACAGGUUUCCUCUGAUGCUUACAAAGCAAAAGUAUCAAGUACUCCAAAUGCUGAUGACAAUGUGAAAGUAUUCAAAGACUCCACUCAUCCAUUUUUCACAAGCAGAAAGAGAGAGGAGGAAGUCUCUUCUUUCAGAAAUAUAUAUCUAACUUCAGAUCACGGUCCAAGUACCGAAAGUACUCCAUCACUCUUUUGUAACCAAAACGAUACCAAACUAACAAAUAAUAGAUCUGGAAUGAACAGUAGUUCAGAAUUAACAAGUGGGUCAAAAGGCAUUAAUGCUUUCUCUGGAACAAUGGUAGAUAUGAUAGUAAAUGAAGCUUAUGAAGCCAUAACUUCAUCUAGAGUAACAAAAGCAGUAGAAGACUAUACAGAUUUUUUAACCAGAAAAAUAGUAGAUAAAAAACCUUACGUGCAAAGUAUUGGUGAAGACUUGCCCAAGAAUAUGUUUGCAGAUCAUUUGGCCAAGUAUGUCAUAAAACAAUCUGUGGAUGAAAGUAAAACUGUGUUAUGCAACACUAGUGAGAAUUUAACAUGUAAUGUGAGCUCACAGACCUGCGGAGAUACCAAUCGAAAAGAACGGUGUGUGAUAAAGAAGCCAGAGGCUGAGAAACAAAGUAAUGUUUCUAUAAUUGUGGAACAACAACAGUUGCCUUUGAAUAAUCCAUGUAAAUUUCUUACUCCAACUCAUUCUAUUCAGUGUUUUUCAGAAUCUAAAGAUUGUUGGCAGGAACAAAAAGGACAUAGAUUUUCUUCGAAAUCACCACCCCCUUGUUCCACUGUGACUUUUGCUAAGCAUGUUCUAGAGGACUGUACUGACAUGGGAAGCUGUUCAAUAACAUGCUUAAACAAGACUUCAAAAAAAAAUGAUACCCAGAAACUAUCAGCAGGAGCUUUGAAUUACAGGCAGGCCGAUUGUUUUCUGCAUGCAAAUAGCUUUUCUUCAGUGAUGUUUGGCAGUGAAGGUGCUUUGCAGAUUGAAGAAAAAUCAAGUCUCAAACAUGGAAAUACCUGUUUAAUGCCCGAUACACCCCCACCGACUCCUUUAGUACCAUGUGAAGGUACUUCUGAAAGGAACCUAAGAAAACUAUCCAAGAAACUCAAGGGAGAAUUAGCAAAGGAAUUUGCACCUGCAACACCGCCUUCUACACCCUACAAUCCAUCCAUUACUGAUUUUUCUGCAACUGAACAUGACUCUUUGGAAAAUGAGGAAUUUAUGCUUAAACUCAUGCGGUCACUUUCUGAAGAAGUGGAAAGUAGUGAAGAUGAAGAUCAUUCUCAGAUACCUGUUGAGAAAGGGGAGCAUUUGGAAAAAACAGUUCAGUAUGCUGAUUGUUUAGCUAGCCAUAUAGUUUCAAUAGCGACUGAAAUGGCUGCUUCCCGUUUAGAUGGUAAAACAAAUGAAAGAGAUGCUGGUAGGCAGGUUCAGUUAGGUAUGCAAAAGAAAAUAUGUGGAUAUACUGCAUUUAUAAAUAUCCCAGAAGAGACAUGCAAUUCUUUAUGGAAUUAUGCAGGAGAUAUGGCAGGAAAAGUCAUCAGUGAGGCCAAGAAAGUAGUGAAAUCAAGGCAUUGUAAACUGUUGAGGUUGAAGCGGGUUAACUGUCAAGUGGAUUGCUUUUAUCUGAGAAAAAGCGAUAAAGAUGGUAGUUCAAAAGAAGGGUGUGGUCCAGUGCGGGACCAGUGGCUGGGGGACAGGGGCUCAUCUGUACUUCCUUUACCACAAGGUUCAGGCACGACAGGUUUGACUUCCAAGUACCCGAGCUGUGAAAGUGUGACUGACGAAUAUGCAGACCAUGUCAUUCGAGUUUUGAAAAGAGAAGGUGGUAGUGCUGAGCUGUUAAUGGAUCAGUAUGCUAGCAGACUUGCUUACAGGUCUAUCAAAUCGGGCUUGCAGCAAGCUGCUAGAAAAACCAAAAUGCGAUACAAUAGAAAGAUGUUUCCUGCGCAAAAUGCACAGGUAAAUGGUAAGCUGGAGCUGAUCAAAGCAGUGAACAAAGAUGCAGUACAGCCAGUGAAAAGCAGCAUUCAUCACUGUGAAGGCCAAAUGUGUGAAAGGAGUGUUGGGACGCAGAGAACAGAAUGUACUGAGUUGUUGCAUUUUUCAGGAUCCCUUGCUCACAGUAUCACUUCUGAUGUCAGGAAGAAACUGAAAAUGUCGGGAGCGUCUUUGCCGAAGUCUCUGACAGAUUCCUGUCUGUAUAAAAAGACUGAAUUUGAUGAACUCACGGGGGAUCUCAUUAAAACAAGACUUUCUAGGACAUUUCUUCCUUUCUCCCCAGAUCAUAAACUGUAUCAUAGUACAGGUAGUAUAAAUGAAAAUGGCUACACUGAAGGAAUAAUUCAAGCUAUAGAACAAUAUGCUAGAAAAGUCGCAGAUGAUACUCUAGAAAUGAGUUUAGAGUCAGCUAUUCUCCGUGUGGGUGAAAACAGAAAAAGUGGCGAUAAGCUCUCGUAUACUGAGAAACUGUCUCCUUUUUCUGGAGCUGUCUGUAGAUGCUGCAGUAUGAAGGAACACCGGUACUGUACAGAAAGUAUGUCUCAUCAUCUACCUGCACAAGAAUCCUGCAUUCCAGUGAGGCAUUUACUUCAUUCUGGAUCGGGUGGUGCCUGUCAGAAUUCAAGAGUGUUUCAGCUUGAUAUUCCCAAAAUUCACGUUGAUGUAGAACAGAGGACAGUGUUUUCUGACAAGGGGGCUACUGCAGCCAUAGAGAAAGCAGAAAGAGAGCUGAGUUACACAAGUCUGACGGCUGACAGUGGUAUUGGACCAGAUGGAGUCAGUUUUGCUGAAAGCCUUACUACUGAAAUAAUGACAUCAGCUAUGACUAAUAUUGGUCAGGCAGUUACCAUAAGCUCUGUUGGAAGAGAAGGAUUUCACUCUGUUGAAUCUGUUGUUAGCCAUCAGAUGAGUCUUAGUAUUGGUGAUGAUAGCACUGGGAGUUGGUCCAAUCUAAGUUUUGAAGAUGAACAUCCUGAUGAGAGCAGCAGUUUUCUUCACCUCAGUGACAGUUCAGCCGUGUUCUCUUCUUCUCCUGGCAGUAAUGGUAACAGCAGUAGCUGGAGCAGUCUUGGUUUAGAAGGGGAUAUGUAUGAGGAGAAUUUAUCCUUUCCAACAUCAGACAGUGAUGGAACAGAAGAUAAAGAUGAAGAUUCCAAGGAUGCUGUAGAAGGUUUGGAGCAAAUCCGAAAGACUUUAUCAGUAGCGAAUAUUGAUCUGGAACGAAAUCUAGUGGACCCCCAGCUCAGAGUAGCGCUCCAGUGGCUGGCAGCUUCUGAAACAGAGGUGUCUGAUCUUCACUUCCGUGACACUGCCUCAAGGGAAUUUGUCUUUCUUUCCAGAAGACUGCAAGAAAGAGAUUGGAAAGUUGGGGAUCUCUUGCAAGCGGUGCUGAAAUAUUGUGAAAUGAUAGAGAAGGCAUCUGAUGGAGAAAAAGCUCUAAAUAAGUCUUUCGUCAGUUGGCUUCUGGAAAAUGUCUGAAAAGUCCAAAGAUGCAACAUUCUUCACUUCAUUCCUCGUUUGAAAGGAGAUAGAAAGAACACAGAUGUGUAAACUAAAAUUCAGCUAGUGAAUGUUUAAAGUAAUAGUCAGCAAUUAAAAGACUUGGAGGUGAAAGUCAAAAUAA